GGCUUACAUUACGUUGUCAAAGAAAGCAGGUGCAGCUUGCCAUUGAACUUUUAUCGAGAGCCUGCAGCUUUCACCAACCUGUAAGGGUGAAAUUUAUAAGGGGUUUCCUGUAUGGACCUGGGUACACGUACAUGCGUACAUCCGAAGGAUCCUACCAAGUUAGCCCUACUGUGGAAUGCAAGAGUCACAGCGAAAUCCUGUGCCCAGGGGCAGCCGCUGGCCUAGCUCCUCGCAACAAGGCGGACUCCUCCUCCACGUAGCACAUGGCGGCCGAGGAUGCCCGUGCAGCCCCAGCACCAGGCUCGCCGAGACUCGCACAGGACUUCCUCUCUUCUGCUGGGUUGAGACCUGCAAGGGGGGCGGAAGCAAGGGGGCUGACCAGGAGCCCCCCAGCCUGGUGUGCCCCCAGCCCACGGCGCGAGGGAGUCUAGAAGCCAGAGGUUGCUGUGGGGGUCUCUGCCAUCCUGGCCAUGAACCUGGAGCCGCCCAAGGCCGAGAUCCGGUCAGCCACCAGGGUGACGGGGGGGCCCGUCACUCCCAGAAAAGGGCCCCCCAAAUUUAAGCAGCGGCAAACCAGGCAGUUCAAGAGCAAGCCCCCCAAGAAAGGCGUCCAAGGGUUUGGGGACGACAUCCCCGGAAUGGAAGGCCUGGGAACAGACAUCACGGUGAUCUGCCCAUGGGAGGCCUUCAACCACCUGGAGCUGCACGAACUGGCCCAGUAUGGCAUCAUCUAGUGCCAGAGCCUGACCCAGAGCCUCAGGGCCGUACCCCCUGCUGCCCACUGCCACCCCUGCUCAGGAUUCCUGCGAGGAGGCCGGCCCCCCUGAGGGUGUCCAGGUUGCCCAGUUUGUGUCUGGAGACCCUUGCAGGGUGGCGACCUCAGGCCCCCAGAUGCCAGUUACCAGAAGCCCACCAGCUCCCUGUAGGACACCCCGGGGCCAGUCAGGCCCUGCUUAGCUUCCGAAACACUGGCCCCCAGACCUUUUCUCAGGGCUGGAAAGCCAGGGCAGGGUGUCCCAGGAAUGUCCUCACAGCCCGCUCCCGUCCUGCUGUGUGGUGGUGAGACCAAGCUCCCCUCGCUAGCCCUUCCCAGCUGCUGCCCUUGGGUUGGAGCGGGGCGGUGGGGGAGUCCUGGUGGCAUCCGACCAACACCCCUCCAAACCCAUCACCGGCAGGAAACAUCCUUUCCAACAUGGCCCAGCUUGCUGUCCCUGUUUCAAAAUAAACUUCG
This is a messenger RNA of Zalophus californianus (California sea lion), 1231 nucleotides long. RefSeq names its product phosphodiesterase 6G (gene PDE6G). Gene Ontology annotation, molecular function: 3',5'-cyclic-nucleotide phosphodiesterase activity; cGMP binding. Lineage: Eukaryota; Metazoa; Chordata; Mammalia; Carnivora; Otariidae. Gene Ontology annotation, biological process: positive regulation of G protein-coupled receptor signaling pathway; positive regulation of epidermal growth factor receptor signaling pathway; visual perception. The transcript has 5 exons. Bases 471 to 734 code for a protein of 87 amino acids. Gene Ontology annotation, cellular component: photoreceptor outer segment membrane. The record is from RefSeq and is a predicted model, not a curated record.